Molecule: messenger RNA, 7019 nt
Organism: Loxodonta africana (African savanna elephant)
Lineage: Eukaryota; Metazoa; Chordata; Mammalia; Proboscidea; Elephantidae
Gene: SCUBE3
Product: signal peptide, CUB domain and EGF like domain containing 3
Exons: 21
Coding region: 190-3108 (972 amino acids)
Biological process (GO): signal transduction
Cellular component (GO): cell surface
Molecular function (GO): calcium ion binding
Source: RefSeq, a predicted model, not a curated record
UUUGAGGGCAGUGGGGAUUCUUUCUGAAUUCCUGGAGUUACAGAGUCUGCCUACUCUGAAAUCCCAGAGGGCUGUAGGGGAGCAUCUGCUUCCGGAACAGUAGCUGCUCCUGUUUUAGAGAAGAGGGGAUUUUGCCCUGGAGGAGCCCACCUUCAAGACACCCCUUGGGAGGCACCAACAGAGGGUCUUAUGUGCUCUGUCCCCCUGCCAGAUGUGGACGAGUGUGUGGAAGGGACCGACAACUGCCACAUCGAUGCCAUCUGCCAGAACACCCCGCGGUCAUACAAAUGCAUCUGCAAGUCUGGCUACACAGGAGAUGGGAAACACUGCAAAGAUGUGGAUGAGUGUGAGCGAGAGGAUAACGCAGGUUGUGUGCACGACUGCGUCAACAUCCCUGGCAAUUACCGAUGUACCUGUUAUGAUGGGUUUCACUUGGCACACGAUGGGCACAACUGUCUGGACGUGGACGAGUGUGCCGAAGGCAAUGGCGGCUGUCAGCAGAGUUGCAUCAACAUGAUGGGCAGCUACGAGUGCCACUGCCGGGAAGGCUUCUUCCUCAGCGACAACCAGCACACCUGCAUCCAGCGACCAGAAGAAGGAAUGAAUUGCAUGAACAAGAACCAUGGUUGUGCCCACAUUUGUCGGGAGACACCCAAGGGGGGGAUUGCCUGUGAAUGCCGCCCUGGCUUUGAGCUCACCAAGAAUCAGCGCGACUGUAAAUUGACAUGCAACUAUGGUAAUGGUGGCUGCCAGCACACAUGCGACGACACAGAGCAGGGCCCCCGGUGCGGCUGCCACGUCAAGUUUGUGCUUCAUACGGACGGGAAGACAUGCAUCGAGACCUGUGCUGUCAACAACGGGGGCUGCGACAGUAAGUGCCACGAUGCAGCUACUGGUGUCCACUGCAGCUGCCCUGUGGGCUUCAUGCUGCAGCCAGACAGGAAGACCUGCAAAGACAUAGACGAGUGCCGCUUGAACAAUGCGGGCUGUGACCACAUUUGCCGCAACACAGUGGGCAGCUUCGAAUGCAGCUGCAAGAAAGGCUAUAAGCUUCUCAUCAACGAGAGGAACUGUCAGGACAUAGAUGAAUGUUCCUUUGAUCGAACCUGUGACCACGUAUGUGUCAACACGCCAGGAAGCUUCCAGUGUUUCUGCCAUCGUGGCUACCUGCUCUAUGGUGUCACCCACUGUGGGGAUGUGGAUGAAUGCAGCAUCAACCGCGGAGGUUGCCGCUUCGGCUGCGUCAACACGCCAGGCAGCUAUCAGUGUACCUGUCCAGCAGGACAGGGGCGACUACACUGGAACGGCAAGGAUUGUACAGAGCCCGUUAAGUGUCAGGGAAGUCCUGGGGCCUCGAAAGCUAUGCUCAGUUGCAGCCGGUCCGGCAAGAAGGACACCUGUGCCCUGAGCUGCCCCUCCCAGGCCCGGUUUUUGCCAGAGUCUGAGAAUGGCUUCACUGUGAGCUGUGGCACCCCUAGCCCGAGGGCUGCUCCAGCCCGCACCAGCCCCACCGGGAACAGCACAAACUCCAAUCAGUGCCAUGAGGCUGCAGCGCUGUCAGUUAAACAACGGGCCUCCUUCAAGAUCAAGGACGCCAAGUGCCGUCUGCACCUGCGAAACAAGGGGAAAAUGGAGGAGGCCAGCAGGAUGCUGGGGCCAGGUGGUGCCCCCUGCUCUGACUGCCAGGUCACCUUCAUCCAUCUCAAGUGUGACUCCUCUCGGAAGGGCAAGGGCCGACGGGCCCGGACCCCUCCAGGCAAGGAGGUCACCCGGCUUACCCUAGAACUCGAGGCAGAGGUCAAAGCUGAAGAAAGCACAGCUGGCUGUGGGCUGCCCUGCCUCCGACAGAGGAUGGAACGGCGGCUGAAAGGGACCCUCAAGAUGCUCAGAAAGUCCAUCAACCAGGACCGCUUCCUGCUGCGCCUGGCGGGCCUUGAUUAUGAGCUGGCCCACAAGUCCAGCCCAGUAGCUGGGGAGCGAGCAGAGCUGGUGGAGACCUGUCGGCCCGGGCAGCACCGUGCUGGGGCCAAGUGUGUCAGCUGCCCGCAGGGAACGUAUUACCACGGCCAGACGGAGCAGUGUGUGCCAUGCCCAGCGGGCACCUUCCAGGAGAGAGAAGGGCAGCUCUCCUGCGACCUUUGCCCUGGGAGUGAUGCUCACGGGCCUCUCGGAGCCACCAACAUCACCACGUGUGCAGGUCAGUGCCCACCUGGACAACACUCUAUAGAUGGGUUCAAGCCUUGCCAGCCAUGCCCCCGCGGUACCUACCAGCCUGAAGCAGGACGGACACUGUGCUUCCCAUGUGGUGGGGGCCUUACCACCAAGCAUGAGGGGGCCAUCUCCUUCCAAGACUGUGACACCAAAGUCCAGUGCUCUCCUGGGCACUACUACAACAUCAGCGUCCACCGCUGUAUCCGCUGUGCCCUGGGCUCCUACCAGCCCGACUUCCGCCAGAACUUCUGCACCCGCUGUCCAGGCAACACAAGCACUGACUUUGAUGGCUCUACCAGUGUGGCCCAGUGCAAGAAUCGUCAGUGUGGCGGGGAGCUGGGUGAGUUCACUGGCUAUAUUGAAUCUCCCAACUACCCUGGCAACUACCCAGCCAGCGUGGAGUGCGUCUGGAACAUCAACCCCCCACCCAAGCGCAAGAUCCUUAUCGUGGUACCCGAGAUCUUCCUGCCAUCUGAGGACGAGUGUGGGGACGUCCUCGUCAUGAGAAAGAACUCCUCCCCAUCCUCCAUUACCACUUACGAGACCUGCCAGACCUAUGAGCGCCCCAUCGCCUUCACAGCGCGCUCCAGAAAGCUCUGGAUCAACUUCAAGACGAGCGAAGCCAACAGUGCCCGGGGCUUCCAGAUCCCCUAUGUUACCUAUGAUGAGGACUAUGAGCAGCUGGUAGAAGAUAUUGUACGAGACGGCCGGCUCUAUGCCUCUGAAAACCACCAGGAGAUUUUAAAGGACAAGAAGCUCAUCAAGGCCUUCUUUGAGGUGCUGGCCCACCCCCAAAACUACUUCAAAUACACAGAGAAGCACAAGGAGAUGCUGCCAAAAUCUUUCAUCAAGCUGCUCCGCUCCAAAGUUUCCAGCUUCCUGAGGCCCUACAAAUAGUGACCCUGACUCAGAGUCCCCUGUUUUGAAGCUCCCAGAUGCCUUAGUCCUCAGAGCCGGCAGCCCCCCGCCCACUGACAAGGAAUUCUCUCCUCUCUUUUUAGAGAAAAAAAAAAAAUCACUCUACAGACCAGGCACUCUCCCUUUCUGUCUCUAGUUUCCUCUUCUUGUCUCUCUCUGCGUGUCUCUCUCUCUCUCUCUACUGUUUUCCCUUUUCCUACAUACUCCCCGGAAAAGUCAUUCCAUGCUGGCUAUUCCCCCUGAGGGGUGAAGGAAUGUACCCCCUCCCCAACUAAACUGCCCAUUUCACCAGCUCACAUCCCUAGCCCCAUCAGCUUGGAAGGGUGCUGGAGGCCCACGAAGGAAGUGGGUCUAGUGGGGGAUGGUGAGGGGGACGAGGGGGCUUCUGCCAUUGUAGGGUUGUGCCUUGCUAGUCAGGAGCCAAAACGUCCCCUGGCUGUGUCCCCCAGGGUGAUUCUAACAGCCCAGACUUCUGCCAAAGAAGACUGUGACUUACAGGCUUAAUGCCAGCACCUCUGGGGUACAUGGCUUGAGCCCUAGACUACCCGCAGUCAGCCUUCUUGUCUGUAUAGCAAAUCUCCUUCCUUCCCCACAUGUCUGCCUGGGGCCUACUCCAUAAGGGCUUACAGAUGACCCAUACCACUGGGCUAGCGGACACCGGCUGAAUGAGGAAGCGCAGCAGGCAUUUACCAUGGUCAAUGUGCUGUUGUGGCUCUCCAAGAGAAAGACUAUAGCUCUGCAGGACAGAAACCAGGUUUUAAAGCAUCAUCAAAAAAGAAAGAAAGAAAGAAAAGAAAAUAUAUCUAAAGGACUAGACUACAGAACAAUUGGAAGCCAGCCUCAAACAUUAAUCCCUUUUCCUACUCGUCUCCCCUGGCCCAGCCAUCCCCUCACCCCUGCUCAAGUGCUCCCUGGGGGAGCCCUACUCCCCUUGCUAAGUGCUGUCCUUAAAGAAACAUGGCUGCUGACAGGAAGCCAGCUUGGGCCUUGCCCCACAGUUGUCUUUCCCUUGUAAUCCCAGGUGGCUUGUGGGCUCCACCAAAGAGGACCCCACUUAGCAGCCAGCCCAGAGCCGCCUACCUCUGGCCCCAGGCCAUGGGCAGCAAGAGGAAUGUGUGUGCACUUGGCAAGCCUUCUGCCCACCUUGUCCACAUCUAAUAAGUGCAAUCAUUUUGAGUAAUUCUAUGUUGUCUAGAUGGAGGGGUUUUUGUUUUCUGGUUUUUUGUUUUUUCCUCUAUUAGAACAACCCUAUUUAUAGCUGCCCAACAGAGAAGAGUGUGUGUUUGGAGUGGAAGAAAAAAGGCUUUGAAUCUCAUGAACCUUGAGUGCUGACGCAUCUGUUUCUUACUCCACCACCAGUGGCCACCCAGACCUCUAGGGCCUUGGGCUGGGGCAUUCCAGGGCUAUAGCUCAGAGGCACCUGAAGUGUAGGACAGGAAUUCUGAAGACUUAAUGGAGCAGGAAGGAGAGAGACCUGUAUUUGCUAAACCAAUCCUGCCAUCCCUGUGUCUCUCCAUGGAUUCAGCACGGACCUCAUGAUUGUGGAGACCAAUGGAACUGGUCAAUAAUUUUCGACCCCAAGUAGGGAAAACCUCCAUCUUUUCCCUUCUUCAUCCUGUUUUCUCCUGAUAUGCACAUCUCCAGCCUACAAUGGAAGAGGAUCAGGAGAAGCCACCUGGAGAUGGGGUGUCUCAGGGCCUUGAGGCCAGAGACAAGGCUGUGAGAGCCAAGAACAGGACAGUUACCCAGGUAUGAAGUUGGUGAAGGCACUAGGUAGUUUGCCUGACUUUGGCCACUCUGCCUAUACCUUACCUGUUUGCCAUUCCCUCUCGGAAUUGACUUCAAGCCUAGCUUCUUCAACUACUGCUUUUCAAAAAAGAAGCAAGUUCAUGCCCAAUCCCAGAUGCUGCACACAGUCCACCCUCAAUCUAAUUGCUGCCUAUGAAAUCACUUUCCAUCUGCUCCUUCCAGCUACCCCAAAGCUGUAGUCCUAGUCAAUCAAACGCUACCACCUGAUUGUUAGAGUUCAUUUCUAGGUGACUGUCCCAGACUACUGUUCCCCCAAGAGACUCAACACUAAAUAAAGGAGCCUGGCCCCCACCUACCCCCCUUGAGUAGCAUUCACCAGCCAAAAGAGCCUUAGCAGCGGGUAACCAAUGUCACAGCUAGAUUCUCUCAUGUCCUCUCUCGUCCAUUAGCCAUGAUCCUUGGGGUUGUAGUAGUGUCUGGCUGCCUUUGUCUCUCUGGGUCAGAGGGCUGCUAUAAAGAUGCAAAAUGGCUGCUUCCAAGCAGUGGAAAUGGUCAGAAAGUGCCAUGGAAACUGCUUUAAUCAACUUUUUCCACCAGGCACUGGGAUUUCUGAUUCCUCUCUGCCAUUACACACCUCUCUUGAAAGGCCAAACAAGAUGCUUCUCAAUUUUUGCCUUCAAAGUCUGGCUUCUUUUGCCUCCCUUUCCUGUCACCCCAGGCAUACACAUAAACACACUUCUUCUAAUCAUUUAUUCCUUAGUUUCUGCAAAUGAUUUCCACAGUAUGGAAAGUAAAGACUACUAUGCUUCUCAAGACAGAUCUUGAGAAGCAGGUGAAGACCUGAGGUUGUCCACAGAGCUUAAUUUAGAGAUUAUUCAAGUUGGGAAUUAAGAAACCAAGCAGUUUCUGCUGAACCCAUGGAGGAAGCUAGCCCUGGAGCAUCAAACUCUGGGCUAAGUGGACUGGAAAUGAGGAAUCAACACUCAGGGAGUCUCUAGGCCUUUACAGGCCAGACAGGAGGUAUUUUACCAGUGUAGGAAAGGUGGGAAAAUGGUGUUAAUGGGAACCCUUUGUGAACCAGCUCAGAGGCCUCUGCAGGGUGGGGCAGUCAUGGGCCACAGUGCUGUGGCGCCCCAUUCAUUUUAGUGCAAAACCUGCCCUGAUCUCAGUUGGAAAUGGGAAGCCAUUACCCAAGAGCACCAAGCACCAAAUGAUACAUAGAAAGGUACUUAUAUCCUCAGCAACCUGCUAAUCCCUCUUUACUUCUCUGCCCCUUCUUUCUGUAUUAUCCCUAAACUUGAGAGAACUGAGUCAGGAGAAAACUAACCAAAGCCUGGACUUGAACUGCCCACCCCACACCUAGAAAUCCCCGCAUACCGACAUUGAGCUGUGCCUGCUGUGACUUCCCCAGGAUUUGGUCAGUUUGAGGUGGUGGCUCAGAUUUGUUGCUGCAAGUUCAGUUAAUACAGUCCUGGUCUUUGGCCCUCAUGAAACCUUUUAUAUCUGAGGAGUGUUCUCCAUAUUUUGGGUGACUGGAAGGGAUUAGGAAGUCAUGUCUCAAAAUGUCAGAAACGUUAUAAAGCAUUCAAAUGUUUGUAUUGGCUGUUUAACCUCAAUGUAACAGCCUAACUAGGGGAAGGAAGACAAAGUAUAACUGACCAUAGCAGAAAAUAAUGUUAACCUGCCUGGUUUCCUUCUUAAGCACAGAAAAAGUAAAAGCAAACAACACAAGAAUAUCUUUAGAUUUGACCUAUCUCAAAGGUAACACACCCUUUCCUUGGGCCAUUAUUUGGACUAAGAAUCCUUUAAGAAAAUAUAUAAUUAGAGGGACUAGAGCUCCCAGUUCUGUGAUCAGCUUAUCUAGGCAAUGCAGACUGUAGCAGUUUGGACAAACUGAAAAUUUUAUUCUGUGAGAGUUGAACUGAAAUUUCAGAGAAUAAUCAUCACCAUGUGGUAGGCUUUUUUUUUUUUUUUUUAAUGCAGAAGAAAUCUCAAAAUACUGUAUUUAUACCUGCCUUCCACCACUGCAGAUAUAGUAAACAUCUACACAAUCAACAAUAAGCAGCAAAUGAUGCAGUUCAUAGAAUAUUUUGCACUUGGGGAAAAAUAUGUAUCUGAACUUGUAAAAAGAAAUGUUUGGA